GCUGCGGCCCGUGAGGCAGGCGGUGGCGGAGGCUCCUGCAGCGGUUGCUGGCGUUGCGGUGCGGAGCUGCUCUGCGUUCCUCGGACCCGACCCUCAGCACUCUGCUCCCACGCCAGCCUACCUCGCUCCUCGGCACCAUGACCACCACCACCACCUUCAAGGGAGUCGACCCCAACAGCAGGAAUAGCUCCCGGGUUUUGCGGCCUCCAGGUGGUGGAUCCAAUUUUUCAUUAGGCUUUGAUGAACCAACAGAACAACCCGUGAGGAGGAACAAAAUGGCCUCUAGCAUCUUUGGGACACCUGAGGAAAACCCCCCUUCAUGGGCCAAGUCAGCAGGUGCCAAGUCUAGUGGUGGCAGAGAGGAUUCUGAGUCAUCUGGACCCCAGAGAAGGAACUCUUCUGAAGCAAACUCUGGAGACUUCUUAGAUCUGAAGGGAGAAGGCGACAUUCAUGAAAACGUGGACACAGAUUUGCAGGCCAGCCUGGGGCAGAGCGAGGAGAAGCCCGUGCCCGCUGCCCCCGUGCCCAGCCCGGUGGCCCCGGCCCCAGCGCCGUCCCGAAGAAAUCCCCCUGGCGGCAAGUCCAGCCUCGUCCUGGGUUAGCUCUGACUCUCUUGAACUCUGUCGUUUUAUUUGUUUGUUUUCUCCAUGCUUGUGAACUGCACAACUUGAGCCUGACUGUACAUCUUUUGGAUUUGUUUCAUUAAAAAAGAAGCACUUUA
Acinonyx jubatus (cheetah) is the source of this 721-nucleotide messenger RNA. It is a transcript of the gene JPT1, whose product is annotated as Jupiter microtubule associated homolog 1. The transcript is spliced from 5 exons. The record is from RefSeq and is a predicted model, not a curated record. Gene Ontology annotation, cellular component: nucleus. The coding region runs from base 138 to 602 and encodes 154 amino acids. NCBI's taxonomy places the organism in Eukaryota, Metazoa, Chordata, Mammalia, Carnivora, Felidae.